Lasiodiplodia theobromae is the source of this 801-nucleotide messenger RNA. RefSeq names its product adenylate kinase. Gene Ontology annotation, cellular component: cytoplasm; mitochondrion. The coding region runs from base 1 to 801 and encodes 266 amino acids. The transcript has 2 exons. NCBI's taxonomy places the organism in Eukaryota, Fungi, Ascomycota, Dothideomycetes, Botryosphaeriales, Botryosphaeriaceae. Gene Ontology annotation, biological process: nucleobase-containing compound metabolic process. The record is from RefSeq and is a predicted model, not a curated record. Gene Ontology annotation, molecular function: AMP kinase activity; ATP binding.
AUGAUUCGGGACUUGUCGAGAGCAGCGCGCGUCAUUCUCGUCGGCGCCCCCGGCGUGGGCAAAGGCACGCAAUCAGAGCGCCUUAUGAAGCGCUUUCCCCAGCUAAACUCCAUCAGUUCCGGCGACCUUCUGCGCAACAAUGUGCGUAACCGCACGCCGCUGGGAAUCCAGGCCGAGAUGAAGAUGAAGACGGGCGCACUGGUUCCUGACACGAUGAUGGUGCGCCUGAUAAUCAACGAGCUCAACACCCGCGGUUGGCUUAUCCCGGACACCGUAAGACCGUACCAGGUCAACUUCGCCGCGCCCGAUGCCGAAAUCCCGCUUGAGAGCGUGGACGAUGUCUUCAUUCCCUCGCCGUUCAACACGUCCAGAUUCAGCUACUCGGACUGUCCGACGGCAUCUUUCAUCCUCGACGGGUUCCCGCGCACCGCCCCUCAAGCGAAGCAGAUCGACGACAUAAUCCCUAUCAACCUGGUCGUCAACCUCAAAACGCCAGUGGAGGUAAUUCUCGACCGUAUCUGCAACCGAUGGGUCCAUGAGCCCUCCGGUCGGGUCUACAACACCACAUUCAAUCCGCCCAAGGUGCCCGGUCAGGACGAUAUUACUGGCGAGCAAUUGACCAGGCGCGCAGACGAUAGCCCUGAGGUCUGGCUUGCGCGACUCAAGAAGUUCGAGGAGACCAGUGCUCCCCUUCUAGAGCAUUACGAUAGAAAGGGCGUUCUUUGGGAAGUACAGGGCAACUCCAGCGAUGAAAUCAGCCCCAAGCUGUUCAAGGAGUUUGAAAAGAAAUUUGGGUUGUAG